Molecule: messenger RNA, 1119 nt
Organism: Rhipicephalus sanguineus (brown dog tick)
Lineage: Eukaryota; Metazoa; Arthropoda; Arachnida; Ixodida; Ixodidae
Product: ubiquinone biosynthesis O-methyltransferase, mitochondrial
Exons: 5
Coding region: 168-1031 (287 amino acids)
Biological process (GO): ubiquinone biosynthetic process
Molecular function (GO): 2-methoxy-6-polyprenyl-1,4-benzoquinol methyltransferase activity
Source: RefSeq, a predicted model, not a curated record
CUGCUCAUCCGUGCGCUCUAGUUUCACUUCCGUUAUCUUCUGCAGCACUGCACAGUUACAUGUGAUCGAACCUUUUCGUUUGUAUCGAAUGCACUAGUGCUUUCUUUGCUUACUUUCCACUUGAAGAAGAAACACGAGUGCUGCUAAUACGUCGGCUCGCGAUCAUCAUGUGGGCCCGACUUCGGAUACCUUUAAUGUCCGUCCGCUCAAGCACAAACUUUGAGCAAGCAAGGCACAGAUGUACUUCAGCAGCAAGCUCUGCAGGAUCACGACAGUCCACGGUGUUUGAAGAAAACCGUAGUAAAUUCGACGCCCUUGUGCAUCAGUGGUGGGACCCGGAAGGCGAAUUCUCUGCUCUGGCGAGAAUGAACGCAUUGCGCAUCCCUUUUAUUAGAGACGGUCUCUUGCAAACUGGAAAAUCGGCUGUGACACCGUCCGCUACAUCGAGAACAAAACCGCUGCUGGGAUUGAAAAUCCUUGACGUUGGCUGUGGUGGUGGACUGCUUUCUGAGCCACUUGCCAGGCUAGGUGCUACAGUGACUGGAAUCGAUCCCACACCUGGAAGCAUUGAUGUUGCCAAAGCACAUGCGGACAGAGAUCCUGAAAUUAGGGACAACAUCUCAUACGAGGAAACUGAAAUUGGCACUCUGGUACAACGUGGCAUAAAAUACGAUGCAGUUGUAGCCAGUGAAGUCGUCGAACAUGUUCAAAAUUACUCGAGCUUCGUCAAGUCCUGCGUCGAGCUGACAGAGGAUGGUGGCUCCCUCUUCUUCACAACCAUCAACCGUACAGUCCCAUCAUAUUUAAUAGCGAAGAUUGCAGCUGAAUACAUAUUUCGAAUUGUGCCGCCUGGCCUCCAUGACUGGAACAUGUUUGUGCCACCAGAGCAAAUGGAAGAAGCUCUUGAAUCAUGUGGCUGCUACGUCCGGCUGAUCCACGGCACCAUGUACAACCCCCUCACUCGUGCCUGGAGCUGGGUGGACUUCACGAGUUUGACAUACGCGCUUCAUGCUGUAAAGGAGAGAGUGUAAAUAUGUGUUGUACCAGUUGCCAAUGAGAAAAUGUGUAAAGGGGCAGGCAUGUGCCCAUGUUUGCAAAUUAAAGGUUUAUGUUUUCCUG